AUGGAGAAAGAUAACUUCGAUAUAGUGAGGGCACAAUCCCCCAAAUCAUACUUGUACACAUCGGUCGCGCUGACUCAUUUAGGUGAAGUGGCAUCAAAAAUCAUCUCGGUGCUAAUUGCCCAAGGUCGUCAAACCGCUAAAGAAUUGAGUCAACGUACCCAACUUACAUUAAAAUCAGUCAAGUCAGCACUUGUUUCAUUAAUUCAACUUGGUUGUGUAUAUUUCUGGCAGGACAGGGAUAAAUCUACCCAUUACUCGCUCAAUGAAACUGGGUUAAAGAUAUUGAUCAACAGUGGUGAUAUAUUGAACCACAUUACUCAAGAAUAUGGCGAAGAGGAGGCAGAAGUGGUGCAAAAUGUAAUGGAAUUGGGUCAUAUCAAAUUGGAAGAGUACCUUAAGCAAUUUGAUCAGGAUAAACAACAACGUUUAGCCAAGGAAAAGAUCAUCCUUCGAUUAUUCAAUGAAGGGUGGUUAAAAAUGUUGCGUGAUUUUGAUAACCAUGACAUGAAUGAUAUUUGGAAUCAAUUAUUUGAAGACACAAUGAAGAAAACACCACGAUCAGCAACAACUUCAGAAAUCAAACGAGUGGCUGAAAUAAUCGCCACUUGUAAAGAAAAGAUUUUAAAACUUAUUGAAAAUCCACCAACUGCUGAUUUGUACAUUCAUGAACAUGGAGUAAAGAAGUUGAACCCUGAAUUGGUGCUUUGCUUCAACUUGGCCCGAUUCGAAAAACAUUCACGCACAAUAGCAUUUACAAAUCUAGCCAAGUCAAGAAUUGGUGUCUUGUCAGCCAUGGUUUUCCAAGCUGGGUUGAAAUCAAUUGAAAGUAAUAGUCCUGAUUUGACACAUCCUUUUCUUGAAAUUGAUGGAUUGUUGAAUGGUCCUGGAGAUGUUGAUGAUUUCAAAAACGGGCAAGAAAGUGGACUUGUUGCUGAGAAAAGGAUUAUUUUCACCGCCAAGGAUAUAUUGCGAUCCCUACCCAAGGUCUUGGAUUUACAUGGUUCCAUUAUUUCCAACACUCUGGGAGUAAAUGUCAAGAGAGAAUACCCAGAGGACGAUAACGACGAUAACCUGGUCGAUGCCACCACAAAGAAGAUGAAACUAGAAAAUGGCCACAGCUUAGCCACAUCAUCAUCCACAUUUGACUCUUCUGAUGACAAUGAUGAUCGAAAAUUAUCCAUUAUUCAGCAACAUCUACAAUUACUUGCAUCAGGGACCUAUACCAAAUUCAUUAUCGAAGUAUCACCAGGUCGCUAUACAGUUUCAUUUUGCCACCUAUCACAAGCCGUCAAACAGUUCAACUACGAGUCCCUAAUCAAAGCCACAAUGAAAGAUGACACAUUCCGCGUACUUCGAUGCAUCAAACAAUUACGAUUAGCCGACGAGAAAUCUAUUGCUCAAGCAGUACUACUCAAGGAGAAAACUGUCAGAAGUCAAAUCUAUCAAUUAGUUAAAGCCAACAUUGUUGAAAUUCAAGAAGUUCCCCGUAGUGCUGAUCGUGCUGCAUCAAAGACUUUUUACUUGUUUCGAUACAAGCAACAACCUAGUUAUGAUCAAUUGAUCAAUAGUUUGAUUUUCGAUAUGGGCGAAAUCAUAAAUAUUAUUACCCAAUUUGAGCAAGAGAAUAAGAUUUUGUUGGAUAAAUGUCAACGUGUUGAUGUCGAAGGUCAUGAAGAGGAAUACUUGAUUGAGUCGGAAUUAAAAACGUUGCACAGUUUGCAAAAUCGGAAAAUUAAAAAUAUUGUCCGGUUUAAUAGAAUUAAGUCGUUGUGGGAUAUCUACAACUUGUGA
This is a messenger RNA of Lodderomyces parapsilosis, 1791 nucleotides long. RefSeq names its product DNA-directed RNA polymerase III subunit. Gene Ontology annotation, cellular component: RNA polymerase III complex. The record is from RefSeq and is a predicted model, not a curated record. The coding region runs from base 1 to 1791 and encodes 596 amino acids. Gene Ontology annotation, biological process: DNA-templated transcription. Gene Ontology annotation, molecular function: single-stranded DNA binding. The transcript has a single exon. NCBI's taxonomy places the organism in Eukaryota, Fungi, Ascomycota, Pichiomycetes, Serinales, Debaryomycetaceae.